AUGUUGCUCUCAGUAACGAUGCUACGCCGUGCUCUCGCUGCAGUCCUCUUGGCGCUUUCUGCUGCGUCCUCGACCGUGGCCAGCGAUCUUGCGCGACGCAACUCUACCGGUCUUACCGACGCAGUCACCUGGGAUCCUCAUUCUCUUUCGAUCUUCGGCCAGCGCGUGUUCAUUCUAUCAGCUGAAGUGCACCCUUGGAGGCAGCCAAACCCUGACCUCUGGGCCGACGUAUUUGAAAAGAUAAAAGCUAACGGGUUCAAUACUGUUUCAUUCUACGUGCAUUGGGCAUUGCAUUAUCCUACACCGGAUACGAAUGACGGUAAGGGAGACUGGCAGGAAGGAACGUACCGUGAUUUGCAGAGAUUUAUUGAUGAAGCCAAGAAUGCGGGAUUAUGGAUGAUUGCGAGACCUGGUCCCUAUAUCAAUGCCGAAACCACAGGGGGCGGCUUUCCCGGCUGGGUGGGCAAUAUUGCAGGAUCUCUGCGUACUGAUAACAUCAACUAUACGCGAGCUUGGAAGCCCUAUAUGAUCGCAGUUUCACAGAUUAUCGCAAAAAAUCAGAUCACCAAUGGUGGCCCCAUUAUACUGGUACAAGCAGAGAAUGAGUUCAGUGCCGGAACAGGAAGGAGUGAUUAUAUGCAGGACAUUAUCGACACGUACCGUGCCAACAGUAUUGUCAUUCCGACAACGCACAAUGACCAGCACGCAGGCCAGGGUGGGAAUUUCAGCCCAGACUUGCCCGGUAAUGGUUCCGUCAACAUCUACUGCGGAGAUUCCUACCCGCAGGGUACAUCGCGUUGGAACCAGGUGCAGACUAUCUAUAUGUCUGUCCACAAAAACGUUGCUCCAAGCAGCCCGCUAUGUCUUGCUGAGUUCGGAGGUGGCUGGCUUCUUGGUUGGGGAUCUAAAGCUAGAGGCGGAACAGGGUAUGAGGUUUUCGAAACCACGUUGGACAAUGCCGACUACGAGAAUGUGUUCUACAAGGAAAACUAUGCACAAACGACGACGAUUUUGAAUAUCUACAUGUUGUUUGGCGGUACGAACUGGGGCCAAACCGCUGAACCCACUGUCUAUAGCAGUUACGAUUACGGCGGCGGUAUCAACGAAAAUCGUGUUGCGACACCCAAGAUGAAUGAGAUGAGGCUCCAAGGCCUUUUCCUCCGCGUUUCUCGCGACCUACUUGCAACGAUUCAAAUCAGUAACGGAACGAACUACACCACGUCGUCUCUAGUCCAUACUGCUGAGCUGAAGAAUCUGCAGUCGGGGGCAGGCUUCUACGUCUUGCGGCACAAUGACGCUACAUCUACUGACUUGACAACCACUCAACUCAAUAUCACCACGUCUGAGGGAGCACUCUUGUUACCGGCGCAGGGCGUUAUCACCCUCAACGGCCGUGACAGUAAGAUACUUGUUACAGAUUACGUUUUCGGACAGUCAGCGACGACCAUCCUGUACUCCACUGCCGAAAUCUUGACUUGGACGACCAUCGACGACAUCGACUACAUCAUUUUCUACGCAGGACUAGGCGAGACCGGAGAAACCACAUUCAAGUUCUCGUCCCAACCUCAAGUGUCCCUCAAUGGGGCCUCGAAUGUUACAUCCACAUACUCUGGAGGGAUCUUGACUCUUGUUUACUCUCUCCAAGGCUCAAAGUUUGUCGAUAUCAACGCAAGUGGCAAGACGAUCACCGUGGUGAUUUUGGAUAAACCUACUGCCAACACAUGGCAUGCUCCUAUCAUUCCUGGCUCAGGGAAUUAUGGAUCUUUCUUUUCCUUUGGUACUAAUCAAACUAUCCUUGCGAGCGGCCCGUAUCUAAUAAGGACUGCAGCCAUUUCUGGCAAUACUCUGCAUCUGACGGGAGAUCUCAAUGGUACAACUCCAAUCGAAUUCAUCGCUCCUUCAUCGGUGGACACUCUUUAUUGGAAUGGCCAAGUCCAGACAGUCACGCAGACUUCUCAUCGAUCUUUCACGGCAAUUCUUGCAGUAUCAGAUACCCCCAAGCUCCCUACUCUUGGAAGUUGGAAAGUGCUGGGAAGCCUUCCAGAGAUUGAUCCGGCGUUUGAUGACUCUGAUUUUGUCACUGCUGAUCAGACAACAACGAACUACACAAACCUUCCGCCCCUUUCUGGGACGCAGGUCCUUUAUUCGCAACAAUACGGGUUCUAUGGUGGCAACAUUAUUUUCCGAGGCCAUUUCAAUGCAUCUGGUGAAGAGACAUCCAUCAAUCUGAGCGUCCAGGGCGGUUACGGCUUUGGAUACUCCGCAUUUUUGAACGGAGUUUUCCUCGGUUCAAACCAGGGCAAUGCCUCCGUUAGCAUGACCACUGACUCGUGGAAAAUUCCUAGCUCGACCCUUCAGAUCGGAAAGGAUAAUGUUGUCGUUGUAAUACAAGAUCAUACGGGUAUCAUCGAAGCUUACAUAAAUGGUGGCAAGGAACCUCGUGGAAUUCGCGGCUAUUCUAUCACUGGAGGUAAUACCACAUUUACGACCUGGAAGCUUCAAGGAAAUCAGGGAGGUGCUGCCCAUGCCCCAGAUGCUGUGAGGGGGUAUUUGAACGAGGGCGGUUUGUACGCCGAAAGGAUCGGUGCACAUCUUCCCGGUUUCGACGACUCCAAGUGGGCAAGUGGUACACCGUUAUCGGGUGGUGGUGUCCACGAUGCCGGUGUCAACUUUUACAGGACGACAUUCUCCUUUGACGUUCCUCAAGGACUCGAUGUUCCUCUGCGCCUAUCGAUCACUCCCAGCGACAUCUCACAGAAUUACCGCGUUCAAAUCUACCUCAACGGUUGGCAACUCGGAAAGUACAUCAACAACUUGGGGCCUCAGACUACAUUCGUGCUUCCACCUGGUAUCCUGAAGCGUCAAUCUGAGAACACCCUCGCAUUGUCACUUUGGUCUCUCGAUUCCUCGGGAGCAGCGCUUGCUGGCCUGGAGUUGAUAGCGGAUGGCGCAUUCUCGACAUCUCUGACCUUGUCGGAUUAUCUACUGGCUCCCGAUUACGAGGGUGCUCAGCGACCCGCUGCUGAAUAUGUCGUUGCUAUGAUUUACAGUGAUGUUCAAGAGGGCUGUCGUCUCUCGGAUGAGACUCUCGCGGUCCUGCAGACCCGACUCGAAGAACUCACGUCCGUCCCGCCUCCUCAACAAAAGCUGCUUUACAAGGGCAAGAAGCCUUCUCAUGAAGAAUCCACUACACUUCAGGACGCGGGUUUCAAGGAUGGGAUGAAGGUGCAGCUGCUGGGUGCGACGGCAGAGGAGUUGGGAGGGAUGCGGAAAGUGGAGGACGAACAGAGGCGGCGAGAGAACAUCAUGCGGGAGCGCGCAGUGAAGGGGACCGUCAAGGUGCGAUCGACUGGUCCAUCCGCGUUUACCUCCGCUCCCUCUGGGCGCUACCGGUUCCACCGCCUCGAGCCGCUUCAGCAUCUGCCCAACCCUGCCUCUGCCCUUGCCACCCUCGAGCGCCUCUCCUCCGACCCCGCCAUCUUGCACGUCAUGAACAAGCACGAGUUCUCCGUCGGGCUGCUCACGGAGCUCGCGCCGCACGAGGACCCGCACUUGUUGGGAUUGAACGUGAACGCGGGGCAGGCGAUCAAGCUUCGGCUGCGGACGGACGCGUACGACGGGUUCAGGCCGUAUCUCGAGGUGAGGAGGGUGCUGUGCCACGAGUUGACGCACAACAAGUGGGGCGACCACGAUAACAACUUUAAGGAACUGAACUCACAGCUGAAUCGCGAAGUCGUAGCGUUCGAGCGCGCUAAGAAAGAGGGCACGCACACUCUCGUCGACGGCCUCGGGGGGUAUGAGCCCUCUUCGGAGCUCGAGGCUGAGGCGCGCACGUACGUGCUUGGCGGGUCCGGGAUAGCACCAUCUGGAAACGAGACGGUGGAGGAUAGGAGGCGGCGGAUGUUGGAAGCAACGAUGAACCGGCUGAGGAAGGAGGAAGAAGAACUAGAGCACAGUUGUGGGACGGCCGCGGGUCCCGCUAGUGGAGAGGCUCAUUGA
Molecule: messenger RNA, 3999 nt
Organism: Heterobasidion irregulare TC 32-1
Lineage: Eukaryota; Fungi; Basidiomycota; Agaricomycetes; Russulales; Bondarzewiaceae
Product: glycoside hydrolase family 35 protein
Exons: 33
Coding region: 1-3999 (1332 amino acids)
Biological process (GO): carbohydrate metabolic process
Cellular component (GO): vacuole
Molecular function (GO): protein binding; beta-galactosidase activity
Source: RefSeq, a predicted model, not a curated record